Molecule: messenger RNA, 1041 nt
Organism: Silurus meridionalis
Lineage: Eukaryota; Metazoa; Chordata; Actinopteri; Siluriformes; Siluridae
Product: probable thiopurine S-methyltransferase
Exons: 9
Coding region: 167-868 (233 amino acids)
Molecular function (GO): thiopurine S-methyltransferase activity
Source: RefSeq, a predicted model, not a curated record
UGAUCACAUGGUGACUGCUAGAAUGACUGAUUCAUAAUCAGUAUCAUUAUGUAAUAUGUUGUUCAUUAUUUACUCCAAUGUCAUGAGGAACUGAUACCUAUAUGAUCCACUACCAAAACAGCAUGUAAUAGACAGUUUGAAUCUGCAAUGUACUACUGCACUGAAGAUGAUGACAGCUCAAGCAGACAGAGUGAUGGCACCAAGCGAAUGGGAGGAGAGAUGGCAGGAAGGAAGGAUUGGCUUCCACCAACCUCAUGUUCACCAAAUGCUAAAGGAUAAUCUUGACAAAGUCUUGUGUGGACGAGAGCAGGUUCGGUUUUUCUUCCCUCUCUGCGGUAAAGCUGUAGACAUGAAAUGGCUGGCUGACAUGGGUCACGUGAUUGUCGGUGUUGACAUUUCUGAAAUCGGGAUAAAGCAGUUUUUCGAGGAACAAAACCUGGAGUACAAAGAAGAGCCAGUACCAGCAAUACCAGAAGCUAAAGUGUUCAAGAGUUCUGAUGCAAAGAUCUCGCUCUAUAAGUGCAAUUUAUAUGAAUUCUCCAGUGCUAUAGAGGGUCAGUUUGGAGGGAUUUGGGACAGGGGUUCUCUGGUGGCCAUAAACCCAUGUGACAGGCAAAAGUAUGCUUCUCUCAUCAUGUCUCUGAUGGACAAGGACUGCAAGUAUUUAUUGAAUACGCUGGAGUACAACCCUGAAUUGUACAAAGGGCCACCAUUUUUUGUGCCUGAAGAAGUUGUCAAAAGUUUAUAUCGUGAUGCUUGUGACAUUGAACUGGUGCAGCAUAGAGAUGCUUUAAGAGAAAAAUUUAAAGCAUGGGGAAUAGACUCUCUUCUAGAGAAGGUGUACCUGCUCACUCCAAAAGCUAACUAAUAUAUGAAGUUUUUUGUUUAUAUAUAUUAUAGUGGCAUUUUUAGAAUAGUUAAGUGAGUAGAACCUGAACUGACUGACAAAAAACCUCACUUAUUUUUAAAAGUUUAUGCAGGAUUAUUGUACUGGUUUUGUUUUGUUCAAUUGUUAAGGAAUAAAUGUAAAGGAGCACCGUG